Molecule: messenger RNA, 2818 nt
Organism: Monopterus albus (swamp eel)
Lineage: Eukaryota; Metazoa; Chordata; Actinopteri; Synbranchiformes; Synbranchidae
Gene: arpp21
Product: cAMP-regulated phosphoprotein, 21
Exons: 20
Coding region: 447-2450 (667 amino acids)
Molecular function (GO): nucleic acid binding
Source: RefSeq, a predicted model, not a curated record
CGCGGCGACAGGUGCUCAUUUCCUCGAUUAGCUUGAUCAACGGUUACUCCGCUGGUUGACAUAGAUGCUUUUUGCUGUCUUCUGCUGCUGUUGUCAACAUUCCUGGUAGUACUUUAAUCGUGAGUUAGGGUGGUAAAAGAUUUUUUUAGCCGAAAUCUCACUGUGAAAACGGCUGACUCAAUUAGAUCUGUUAACGUUAGCUACCUGCGCGCCGGAGCGCGCCGCUACCAGUCGCAUCUCCCCCGGGCUCUGUGACGGUAGCGACACCGCUGAAUGAAUGGUGAAUUUCAAUAGACCAGUAAAGGGCUGGCUGAAAGAGGAACAGUGGAGAAGGUGAGCACGGGCAAAGAGGAUAAUUGUGUUUCUGGUUGCCCUGUGGGAACAUGGGAUAUAUGACCUCAUCAUUCACCUGUGAGGCUCUCCAGUAAACAACUCCAGAUAGAAGGAUGACCGAAGCAGCUGUAGAGAGUGCAGAGGUCCUCCAAACACCCAGUGAUGUGAUGUCUUGUGAUGUCAUCAGCUGCCCCACCUCCCCACCAUUAAUGUCCCUCUGCACUCAGAGGGAGGAUGAUGGGUGUCACCAUGACAGGAAGAAGCUGGAGCAGCAGAAACUCUGUAACCAGGUGCAACCAAAGAAAAAAGUUAAGACCAAAGGAAAGUUGGUGCGCAGUAUGGCUGUAUGCGAAGAGUCCUCACCGUUUGACGAAACCCCGACAUCUCCAGAUGCAAACAUCUCAUCUAGCUGCCAUGACAACGAGAGAACUUCCUGUAAGGAUGAAGAGCAGGAGAAGGGCACAGAUCCAAAGAAACAUUCACUGUCCAAAGAGUCCAGUGUGGAGUACACCGACUCCACCGGCAUAGACCUGCACCAGUUCAUCAUCGCCACCCUCAACAGCAACCCCAGAGACCGCAUGAUGCUGCUUAAAUUGGAGCAGGACAUGAUCGACUUCAUCGCUAGCAAUAGUCCCUAUAAGAAGUUCCCUCACAUGUCAUCUUACCACCGAAUGCUGGUCCACCGGGUGGCAGCCUACUUUGGCAUGGAUCACAAUGUAGACCAGACAGGCAAGUCUGUCAUCAUCAACAGGACCAGCAGUACACGCAUACCAGAGCAGCGCUUUCUGGACAAGGUGCAUAAGGACAAGACAGAAGAUAUCCACCGAUGGAAGAUCAUUUUAAAGAGAGACAACAACCACUCGGAUGACCAGACCCGACUCCACCCCUUACGGGAGAAGCAAAGCAAGUCAGUGGAGGAGAGGGAGGAGGAGUACCAACGAGCACGAGAGCGAAUCUUUAGCAAAGAGCCUCUCUGCCCCCAAGAGAGCACCCAUGCAGAAACCAGGGCUGUGGAGGAGUACAAUCCAUAUGCUGAGACCCAAAGGAGAAGGCAGCUCUUCAGGGCGAGCCGUGACAGCUCAGGCUCCAGCUGGACAAGCAGCAGUAGGCAGAGCAGCACUGAGAUCGACUGUCGCUAUGGCAAUGACCCCCGACCUUGGAGCAGCACCGACUCUGAUUCUUCCUUCCAGUGGGCAGGCCCCGCCCUGAAACCCCAUCAGUCUGCAAGCCGCAGCUGGGAAGCACGAGGUUCAGGCUCCAUCGCUUUGUUCAGGCUGCCACCCACUUGUCCCCACGCCUCCUCUCCUCCCGUCAUUGAAGAGCUGACUCCCAGCUCUACCUACAUCAUGGAGAAUGGGAUCCCUCCAGGAAGCAUAUUAGUGAACCCACAUACUGGGCAGCCUUUCCUGAAUCCUGACGGAACCCCUGCUGUGUACAACCCUCCGGACGUUCAGCAGACAAUCAGGAGCCAGACCCAGCUGCAAGGCUCUCCCACUCAGCAGCAACAGCAGCAGAUGGUUCAGUACUCGUCCGUCUCUUACACAGCCCCACAGAUGCUGCCUGUCACUCCCUCACAGCCGUACACAACAACUGAAGAUCUCUCCUCGCGGUUCGCUCAUGUGACGGUGAGCUGUCCAUCACUGGCUGAAGCACCGCCCCUCUACCCUCCCAGUCAGGGUUACAUCUAUGCAGCUCCUCCCCCUCCUCCUCCUCCUGCCAACCCUACUAGCUACUGCCAGCCCUCACCUCAGAUGCCUGUGUAUUAUUAUGGCCAGUACCCUACCUCAACUCAGCAUGGAUGCAGGCCUGUCUCACCCAGCCAGCACCUCCACAGCCAAGUAGCACAACCAGCAGGUUACGCCCCUGUUGUGGGGCUACAGCAGUCUUCCCCCUCCCAAGCCCAGGCUGUGCUGGGGACCUACUCACCAAUGGCCUCUCAUCAGUGUAGCAUGGUUCAGGGAGGUGUUUCACUGUCCAACUCCCAGAGUAAAGUUGGGAGUGGGGUAGGUGGGGAGGCAGCUUACUGCUGCGUGGUGCCCCUGCCCUCCCACCACAGUGGCUGCCAUCCUCCUAGCUGCACCAACCUUAGUGCCCAGGCCUGGAAUGCACAGUACUGAUGAUUGCCUUGACGGAUGGAGUGACGAUACUUUGGUUCCUGUGUGAACUCGCAUGUGUACACACACAUAAUUAACACAAACACUCCCUCUCCCCACUCACCUACACCCGCUUUCUUCCAGACGAUGCCCAUAGGGCACACUGUCCAAUCACAUCACAAGCAUGUAUGUACACAACAUGCACCCACUCACAUUCAUAAAUGUACCACUGUACCAAAGCUUAAAAGUAUAUAUCAGAGCUGCUGUAUUGAAUGCAUAAUUUAUAUACACAAAUGGAGUUUUAUAUUGAUAGUAAAUUAUAUAUUGUGUUUUAAGGAAAUGCACUGUGUGAGGAGAAUAAAGUGGACUGACGAGGUCACGUUUCUAUAUCA